This is a messenger RNA of Terrapene triunguis (Three-toed box turtle), 438 nucleotides long. RefSeq names its product rac GTPase-activating protein 1-like. The record is from RefSeq and is a predicted model, not a curated record. Lineage: Eukaryota; Metazoa; Chordata; Testudines; Emydidae. The transcript is spliced from 3 exons. The annotation marks the transcript as partial.
CGGUCCGGUCCGCCCCAUGGCGCGGGAGCGCGGCGGGCCCCUCCUGGCCCAGCUGGCCCGGCUCGGGCGGCUCCUGGAGCUGAGCUGCGACGUGGAGGAAGACUGCAGCCGCGUCGCCCGCGGGUUCGAGGCCUGCCGGCAGAGAUGUUGCCGCCUGGGGCUGGACCUGCGCCGGGCCCGCGAGCAGCUGCUGGUGGCGGAGGGCGAGUGCUCGGCGCUGCGGGUGAAGCUCAAACACGCCCGCAACCAGGUGGAGGUGGAGAUGGGGAAGCGGCACCGGGCCGAGGCCGAGCUGGAGAAACAGGAACGGAAGCUGCAGCUGAUCUUUGACUUCCUGAUGCAGGAAUCCCCCAGCGUGGCCCUGAGCGAGGGGCAGCGCUCGGCCCUGGCCCUGCUCGACGGGCCCCGGCUGGGCACGGCCCUGGUGCCAGGGAGCAG